This is a messenger RNA of Podospora pseudocomata, 1263 nucleotides long. RefSeq lists its product as uncharacterized. The coding region runs from base 1 to 1263 and encodes 420 amino acids. NCBI's taxonomy places the organism in Eukaryota, Fungi, Ascomycota, Sordariomycetes, Sordariales, Podosporaceae. The record is from RefSeq and is a predicted model, not a curated record. The transcript is spliced from 3 exons. Gene Ontology annotation, molecular function: monooxygenase activity; iron ion binding; oxidoreductase activity, acting on paired donors, with incorporation or reduction of molecular oxygen.
AUGGCCGACUACUUCACUGCUGCCAACUCCAAGUACGGCCACAUGUCCACCAUCCGAGUUGGCCCCAACGACCUCAUCACGUCGGACCCGGAGGUGAUCAGACGCACCUCAGGGGCUCGGUCCAAAUACUCCAGAUCCGACUGGUAUAAACAGUCCCGGCUUGAUCCCCUCACCGACGCCAUGUUCACGACCUUGGACACCAAGUACCACGACGAGCUCAAGGCCAAGCUCUCGGUUGGGUACGCGGGGAAGGAUGUGCCGAAUUUGGAAGGGGAUAUUGACCUCAAACUGCGACAAGUGAGAGAGGUACUUGAGCGCAAAGUCGAGCAGGGAAAGACGAUCGAUUUUGCCAGGUUGAGCUCACAUUUCACCUUGGAUAGUAUUUCGCGGAUUGCGUUUGGUCAUGAGGCCGACUUUGAGAUGGUACUGACCGAGGGAGCGGAUAAGCACGGGGUUGAUUAUCUGGGAUUAGUGGAGAGGCAUGCUCCGAAGUCGGUUGCAAUAUCGUCGGUUCCCUUGUUGAGGGGGUUGUUUGCAAAUGAUCUUACUCUGAAAUUGGUCGGGCCAAAAGCGACGGACAAGGCGGGGUUGGGGUUGCUGAUGAGACUGGCUCGGAUGUUGGUGGGGGAGAGAUUCGGAGAGGGGGCAGAGGACAGGAAGGACAUGUUGGGCUCGUUUGUACGGCAUGGUCUCUCUCAGUGUGAGUGCGAAGCCGAGGUCUUGAUCCAGAUCGUGGCCGGCUCUGAUACAACCGCUACCGCCAUUCGAGCGACAAUGCUAUAUGUCAUGACAACGCCGAGGGUGUAUCAAGCUCUGCAGACAGAGAUUGAUGAGGGCAUCAAGAGCGGCAAGAUCUCGAAUCCAAUCAUAGCCGCCGAAGGUGCCAAACUGCCAUACCUGCAGGGAGUCAUCUACGAAGGACUUCGUCUCUACCCCCCCUUCACCGGCAUCCCGUUGAAGGUGGUCCCCCCCGAAGGUGAUACCAUCGACGGCAAAUUUGUGCCUGGUGGGACGAGAAUUGCAGCAAGCUUCUGGUCAACAGGACGGCACAAGGGCACCUUCGGGGAGGAUGCGGACCUUUUUCGACCCGAGAGGUGGAUCGAGGCCGCGGCUCAGAACGAGAAGAAGUUUGUCGAGAUGAAGAGAGUGGCCGAACUUGUAUUCGGGUAUGGACGAUGGGGGUGUCCUGGAAUGUCACACGGCAAAAGCCAACCACCCGCAAGCACAACAACACUGUCGAUACCACCGCAAGGAGGGGCAUGA